Molecule: messenger RNA, 3806 nt
Organism: Physcomitrium patens
Lineage: Eukaryota; Viridiplantae; Streptophyta; Bryopsida; Funariales; Funariaceae
Source: RefSeq, a predicted model, not a curated record
CAACAUUCUCAUUCAUAAGUGCUUGUUGGAGAGCUAUUGAUGGCUGUCCCCGCAAUUCUCUUAAGCACGCUUGGUUAGUUAAGUCUCUGUUCUCAUCAAUAACAAGCACAUUUCCGCUCCUGUUGACUUCGAUCAACAACCCUGUACACUCAUGAAGCAGUUUGAGACUGCGGAUGAAAAGUUCUCGUCUCUCUGUAGCAGCACCUCCAUGGAAUAAUGUAGAGGGCGGUCACGUGCCGUGAAUGCUUUAAUGAAGACCGAAACGAUCGAAGAUGUUCUGGAGUCCGAGAUGAGUCCAUAAAUUGAUUAAGGGGUUUCUUGCUCAGCGAUUGUCUAGCUAGCCUCGUGUAGAUGGAUGGAGAGUGUACAGCCGCCAACUGUGACGAGGAUAAGCCCAAAGUAUCGCGAACUUCCAGUUUGUGGGUUUAGCAUGUGCACAUUCGUGCCAAUUUAUAUAACUUCAACGUGUCCCUUGGUGUGACGAUUGUAGUGUAAGCGGUGUAGGUUUAGUUUUUGCCCGAAUGAUCUCCCGGGCAACGAUGUUUGAGGGUGCAAAUGCUGCACUGUUGCUGGGCGCAAUUAGGGUUCACAAAGUCCGUGGAGGGACGUUGGUUUGAAUUGGGUGAUCCGGAAACAUUUCGGAGGAGUUGGUGCGCUUUUGGCAAUUUGUGGGUUGUGAGAUUGCCCGAAUGUAGCUCAAUGCAGUAUACUCGAACUGUUUCGGAGUAGACUUGAUUAGAGAAGAGCCUUUCGUGGUUUCUGUAACCCCUUUACUCCACUCAUUUGAAUGUUUUAAUUACGCGCAUGAAAGCGGACUUGGGGACAUUUGAAAGGACUCCACUGUAACGUGGCAGCAAUAUGAGGCUUUCUUUCACACCUCUCUCAUUGCUUGAACCGGAAUCUCUUAUCGUGUCACGCAGUCAGACCUCCAGCUUGAAAUUACUGCAACCAUUUUGCUGGAUUGAUUCUGUUUUGGUUGCAACAGGGAGCCUUGGUUUUAAAACCUUCGAAUGUAGUGUCCUUUCCUUACGAGACUCUUGCAAGUUUAGACUUAAUUUAAAGCAAAGAAUUUACAGGCGCAAUUUUUAUACUCUCAACCCUCAGAGAGAACAUUUCACGCAGUUGCAAGCCUACCCCUACGUGUGCUGCUCCGUUGCCAAUACAUCUGAUUUUACAUCUGGAAAUUCUGCAAGCCCAGGUCCUUUCCGACAUAAAUCCACAGAAUUGUCUUUGUUAAAUGUCUCUGAGGAAGUACCAUCGCUUAGCGUCCGUUCAGAUGUACACUUAGGAAAGAUCUUCGUAGGCAAUUUACCUCACUACGUCAAGAAGGAGGCUGUUCAAGAGUUUUUUUCAAAAUGUGGGCCCGUGCAAGACAUCUUCUUAGUACGAAACAAUUCCGACCCACAGAAGAAGAAAAGAGGUUAUUGUUUUUUGUUUUUUGGAGGCCCUGAUCCGCACAGUGCAGCUAUGCGAGCUGUUGAACUGGAUGGUGCAGAAUUCUAUGGAAAACUUCUUCGAGUUAAGGUUGACUAUCGGAGCUGGCAGCCCCACGAGAAAGAGAAAGCGUCCAAUACUUUUAAGAAAUUAAUUGAGGAGCAACCUAAAGAAGUGCGGAAGGUGGUCAAUGCUUUCAAGAGAAUUGAUAAGGCAGUGGAACGAGAUUAUGCAUUGCUAAUACAUUACUAUGGAAAGCGUGGGGAUAAGCGUGGUGCGCGCGUUACAUUUGAGAAAAUGCGUGCUGCAGGCAUUGAUUCAAGUGUCCAUGCUUACAACAACAGCUUGAUACGUGCAUACAUAAUGGCUCAAAAUUUGCAAGGAGCGGUUUCUUGUGUUGAGGAAAUGGAAAUCGAGGGUAUUUUCCCAAAUGCAGCCACUUUCAGUGCGAUUAUAUCAGGGUACGGAAGUUCAGGAAACGUUGAAGCUGCAGAGAAGUGGUUCCAAAGAUCAGUGAGUGAAAACUGGAACCACAAUGUUGCCAUUUACAGCAGCAUCAUUCAUGCCUACUGCAAAGCAGGCAACAUGGAGCGGGCAGAAGCCUUAGUGGCAGACAUGGAGGAACAGGGAUUGGAGGCAACACUUGGUCUUUACAAUAUAUUGAUGGAUGGUUAUGCCCGUUGUCAUAUUGAGGCUCAGUGCUUGAAUGUCUUCCACAAGUUGAAGGCAAGGAUCGUGACCUUUGGUAAAAGUGGACUUGAAAGAAUAAAUGACACCGGCUUGUCUCCAACCGCAGUCACCUAUGGUUGUCUCAUAAAUCUGUAUACGAAGCUUGGGAAGAUGAUGAAAGCAUUGGAGUUCUGCAAAGAAAUGAAGGCUCAAGGCAUCACACUUAAUCGCAACACUUAUUCAAUGCUUGUUGAUGGAUACGUUCAGCUGGGUGAUUUUGCAAAUGCGUUUUCUGUCUUUGAAGACAUGUCAGAAGCAGGCAUUGAACCAGACUGGGUCACAUAUAACAUUCUGUUAAAAGCCUUUUGCAAAAGUCGACAGAUGACUCGAGCUAUACAGCUGCUUGGCCGCAUGAAAACAAGGGGUUGCUCACCUACAAUUCAAACAUACAUUACCAUUAUUGAUGGCUUCAUGAAAACCGGAGAUGUGCGGAUGGCAUAUAAAACAGUUUCAGAAAUGAAGUUGGCUGGUUGCCGCCCAAAUGCAACUACAUACAAUGUCAUCAUGCACAAUCUUGUUCAGUUAGGCCAGAUCGAUAGAGCUGCAUCUGUCAUUGAUGAAAUGGAGUUGGCUGGAGUUCAGCCUAAUUUCCGCAGUUACACUACCCUUAUGCAGGGGUUUGCCAGCAUAGGAGAGAUUGGACUGGCUUUCAAGUGUUUGAAGCGCGUCAACGAAAUAACGCAAAAACCACCCAUUAUUUCAUAUGCCUCUCUUUUGAAGGCCUGUUGUAAGGCAGGACGUAUGCAGAACGCUAUUGCAGUUACUGAAGAGAUGGCUUUUGCAGGUGUCCCAAUGAACAAUUACAUCUUCAACACUCUGCUUGAUGGGUGGGCUCAGAGAGGAGACAUGUGGGAGGCAUAUGGUAUAAUGCAAAAGAUGCGUCAAGAGGGCUUCACCCCUGAUAUUCAUUCUUAUACUUCCUUUGUCAAUGCAUGUUGCAAGGCAGGGGACAUGCAGAAAGCAACUGAAACCAUCGAGGAGAUGAAACAGCAAGAUCUACAACCGAACCUGCAAACCUACACAAUUCUCAUACAUGGAUGGACAUCUGUAUCCCAUCCAGAGAAAGCACUGAUUUGCUACGAUGAAAUGAAAGCUGCUGGAUUAAUACCUGAUAAACCACUUUACUAUUGCAUUGUGACCUCACUUCUUUCGAAGGCAGCAAUUGCUCGUGAGACAGUAAGGAAUGGUGUGCUACAAGUGACUUCCGAAAUGGUAGACCAAGGUAUGUGCAUUGAUUUGGCAACUGCCAAGCAAUGGCAACGCUCUCUGAUGAAUGUUGAGAGGCGACCGGGCGAAUUGACGAGAGCCGUGGAGCGAAUAUUUCCACCAGAGUGGAAGGCGACAGCGGAAGGAGCACGUGUAAAAGAGAAAAGAGGCUCUGCUGGCAACAUACCGACUCCGACAACGACAACCAAGAGGAAUAAGAGUCGUUACCAGAUUAUGAAAAGGGAGGAAUAGUUGCUGUGUCUUGUACUGAUUGAUUGAUUGAAAACAUGUGAUUACAUUAGUGUCCCUGUCUGCAGUGCUUGCCUGUGAUGUGAACUUGAUUCAACGUUAGAUAUCUCUAUGUAAAGUUUUUUUAUGAAAUACAUGGUUAAAGCUUUAAGAAAGCAUGUUUAUAAAACAGUUAGACUUUCUAGUCA